AUGGCCGGCGACGUCAACCAGGCUGCUAAUCCCGAUGGCUCGCGUGACCCACGUGACACCGCCCAACGUGGUACUCAAGAGGGACAGACUGGCCAAUCUACCGGUCUCGAUGCCCGCGCUGCUGUUGAGACGGCAAAACAAAAGGUUGAUCAAAAUGUCUCCGAGGAGGACAAGGACAAGGCUCGUGCCCGCCGCGACCAGUUGAACAACUAUAUCAAGGGCAAGAUGCCUGAAGAGCGCCGUGAACAAACCAUUUGGCGUCUGAAGAAGAUGGUCGUCGAAAUCCAAGGCCACCAGGAUUACCAGCGUGCCAUCGAGACGCUCCUCCGCCUCGCGGAACAGUAUGCUGGGCACGGCAAGAACCUGGGAAAACAGGCCACCGGAACAGUGCAAGGUGCGCACCAGGACGACGCCCUUCAAACUGCUGAAGCUGACCUCAAGGUGCGUAUCACAGGUUUCACUUCUGAGAAUCAACAUUGGCUAACCAAUAUCAAGACUCUCCUCGAACGCUUUGCCAACAACACUUCGUCCGACGACCUCAUCGAGUCUAUCAACCAAAUCUACAAGGAUGCUGAUCAAGACCCCGAGCUGAAGAACUGGUUCAAGCGUAUCAACGCAUUUGUCCACAAGGUUCUUCAACAGCAGGGCUACAUCCUCGAAGACAGUAGCAACGAGGAAUGGAACCAGAUCUAUGACCAAGGACACAACCUCCUCCGUGGCCGUUACCGCGGUCACACCGACCGUAUCGCUGACGAGUUCAAGUACUUGGGCGAGCAAUUUGAUGCUGACCCACAGAACAAGCAGUUUGCCGAGUCUGUCAACAAGCUCUUCCUUGACCUCGGUCAGGACGAGAAUGGCAAGACGGUGUUCAAGCCCCACCUUGUCAAGGAUUUGACUGAUGUCAUCAUUCCCGGCUUCUUUGAGAAUGUCCGCUACGUUCCUAUUCCGCGUAUCGAGUACAGCGAUCCCAUGAUUGAUGCUGUCGUCGAGAACCUCGUUAUUGAGGGUGAUAACCUCGCCCCCAACUCCCUCGAGUUCGGUUCGGACAACUACUGGCGCUGGGGACGCAAGUCCAUUACGAGCAAGAACAAGAACAAGGUCAUGCUCUCGGUCUCGGGUGUGCAGAUGGAUCUAAGGGACGUCUCAUACUAUAUCAAGCGCAAGCAAGGCUUCCCAUCCAUUACUGAUAAGGGCGUCAUGGAUGUCUUCAUGGGUGGAUCUGGCUUCAGCUUCAAGGUCGAGAUGGAGACUGCUGACAAGGCUCGGGAGAAUCACGCUCAAACCCACUUCUUCAAGGUUACCAAGGUCGAGUCCGACAUCAAGAACUUGCAGAUCAAGAUGAAGAAGAGCAACCACAAGCUCCUCUUCAACAUGUUCAAGCCUCUUCUCCUCAAGGUCAUGCGUCCCGUCAUUCAAAAGGUUCUCGAGAAGCAAAUCAAAGACUCUGCCAACCAGCUCGACGGUAUUCUCUACGACAUCAAAGUUGAGGCUGACCGUGCUGAGGCCGAGGCCAAGCGCAACCCCGACCCUGAGCACCUACAGAACAUGUACCAGCGCUACGCUGCUGCUGUCAAGAGCCGUGUCCUGCAGGGCAAGCAGAAGGCGGAGAAGGCCAAGGCGAAGGUUGACGAAACCAAGGUCAACGUCGCUGUUACGCAGCACGACUCCAUCUUCAAGAACAUUUCUCUGCCCGGCGGCAUCUCAACCAAGGCCACCGAGUACAAGGAGCUUGCUGCCAAGGGCGACAAGUGGGAGAGCCCAAUCUUCUCCAUUGGCUCGGCCAAGGAGACGUCCAGCCUCCCCCCGGUUGGCAAGGUUACCCGCAAGCCUCACGGUCGCCAGGGUGGAUAUGGUGGUCCCACGGGUGCUGUUGGUGGUCAACAAGGUCUUGGUGCCUCUCAGGGUCUGAACUCGUCUGCCAAUCAGUACGAUGGUGCCACUGGUAGCGCACUUGCUGGCUCUCUCGGUCAGACGGGUCAGGGUUUCGGUACCCAGGUCGACAAUGCCUUCAACAACACCACUGGCUCAGGCCUCACCAGCGGACAAGGUCUUACUGGUGGUUCAUCAGGACUGACCGGCAGCCAAGGUGUUACCGGCGGCUCAUCAGGGUUGACCAGUGGACAAGGUCUUACUGGCGCCACUGGUACGUCGAGUGGACUGGGUAACACUACUGGCACCUCCGCUACUGGUGCCGCGCCAGGAACUGAGGGUUACAACACGACCUUUGGUGACCAGAACCCCGUCUUUCAGGGCCGCGUUUAA
Molecule: messenger RNA, 2262 nt
Organism: Plenodomus lingam JN3
Lineage: Eukaryota; Fungi; Ascomycota; Dothideomycetes; Pleosporales; Leptosphaeriaceae
Source: RefSeq, a predicted model, not a curated record